AUGGCUUCAUCAGGCUUCUCACUAGCAGCACCACCAGUCUUCAAUGGAGAGGGCUAUUACAUUUGGGUGGUCAAAAUGAGGACCUACCAGCAGGCAUUUGACCUAUGGGAGGUGGUCAACUCAGAUGUUGAAUCAGCACCAUUGAGAGCCAAUCCAACAGUGGCUCAAAUCAGGCAACAUGCUGAUGAAAGGACCAAGAGGCACAAAGCCAUGUCCUGCAUUCAGAAUUGUGUGUCAAAUGCCUGGGACAGACUGAAGGAGGAGUUUCAAGGGACUGAGAGAACAAGGCAGCAACAGCUAUUGAACUUGAGAAGGGACUUCGAGAACUUAAAGAUGAAAGAGGAAGAAACUAUCAAGCAGUAUUCAGACAGAAUUAUGGUUGUGGUUAACAGCAUAAGGCUCCUUGGAGAGCAGUUCAAUGAAGCAACAAUAGUGGAGAAAGUGCUUUCAACCUUACUUGAGAGGUAUGAGGCAAAAAUAUCCUCCCUCGAGGACUCAAAGGACUUGACCACCAUCUCCUUGACAGAGCUGAUCAAUGCUCUCUAUGCACAAGAGCAAAGAAGAGCCAGUAGAUUGGAAGAGCAUCAAGAGGGUGACCACCACUGCCUACAAAGGCCAGAUGCUCAAUGCCAAUAUUGCAAAAAAAUGGGGCAUGUUGAAAGAGUUUGCAAAAGCAGACCAAUACAAAACCAAUCACAGCAGAAAAAGGCUGAGGCUCGAGUAGUUGAAGAAGGCAGUGACCAUGAGGAGCAGGUCUUUGUAGUUUCUUACUCAUCUGCACAGGUAAAAGUUUCAGAUGGAUAG
Gossypium arboreum is the source of this 804-nucleotide messenger RNA. RefSeq lists its product as uncharacterized. The transcript is spliced from 3 exons. The record is from RefSeq and is a predicted model, not a curated record. NCBI's taxonomy places the organism in Eukaryota, Viridiplantae, Streptophyta, Magnoliopsida, Malvales, Malvaceae. The coding region runs from base 1 to 804 and encodes 267 amino acids.